GGGGAUGACGCGCGGAGGCGGGCGCCGCGCCGCUGGCCUGUGUGUGGCUGGCUCCCGCUCGGCUCCCGCGGCUGGCCCGGCUCGUGGGCGUCGCCUUUCCCCCCGCGAGGCCCUCGGGCCCCCCUCGGAGGACAACGCUGGCGGGGAAAAUGACCUCCCGGAGGUGGUUCCACCCCAACAUCACUGGUGUGGAAGCCGAGAACCUGCUCCUCACCCGAGGCGUGGAUGGCAGCUUCCUGGCCCGACCCAGCAAAAGCAACCCGGGCGACUUCACCCUCUCGGUCCGGCGCAAUGGGGCGGUCACCCACAUCAAGAUCCAAAACACGGGCGACUACUAUGACCUCUACGGUGGAGAGAAGUUUGCCACCUUGGCCGAGCUGGUCCAAUACUACAUGGAACACCACGGGCAGCUCAAGGAGAAGAAUGGCGAUGUGAUUGAGCUCAAGUACCCGCUCAACUGUGCCGACCCCACAUCGGAAAGGUGGUUCCAUGGUCAUCUGUCUGGGAAAGAAGCCGAGAAGCUGUUGACGGAAAAAGGAAAACACGGUAGCUUUCUGGUCCGCGAGAGCCAGAGCCACCCUGGAGACUUUGUCCUGUCGGUCCGGACGGGAGAUGACAAAGGGGAGAGCAACGACGGGAAGUCCAAAGUGACCCACGUCAUGAUCCGAUGCCAGGAUAUGAAGUAUGACGUUGGCGGCGGGGAGAAGUUUGACUCCUUGACCGACCUGGUUGAACAUUACAAGAAGAACCCCAUGGUGGAAACCCUGGGCACCGUCCUUCAGCUGAAGCAGCCCCUCAACACCACGCGCAUUAAUGCAGCGGAGAUCGAGAGCCGGGUCCGGGAGCUGAGCAAGCUGGCGGAGACCACCGACAAAGUGAAGCAGGGCUUUUGGGAAGAAUUUGAGACUCUCCAACAGCAAGAAUGCAAGCUCCUCUACAGCCGUAAAGAAGGCCAGCGCCAGGAGAAUAAGAACAAGAACCGUUACAAAAAUAUCCUGCCCUUUGACCACACCAGAGUUGUUCUUCACGAUGGCGAUCCCAACGAGCCCGUGUCCGAUUACAUCAACGCCAAUAUUAUCAUGGCGACCGGGCCUCUUGAUCUCCCUCUCCGCUUGCAGCCAGAGUUCGAGACCAAGUGCAACAACACCAAGCCCAAGAAGAGCUACAUCGCCACCCAGGGCUGCCUCCAGAACACGGUGAACGACUUCUGGCGGAUGGUGUUCCAGGAAAAUUCCCGGGUCAUCGUCAUGACGACAAAAGAGGUUGAGAGAGGAAAGAGCAAAUGUGUGAAGUACUGGCCGGACGAGCAUGCGCUCAAGGAAUACGGAGUGAUGCGCGUCCGGAACGUCAAGGAGAGCGCGGCCCACGACUACACGUUGCGGGAGCUCAAGCUCUCCAAGGUUGGACAGGGCAACACAGAGCGGACGGUGUGGCAGUACCAUUUCCGAACCUGGCCCGACCACGGCGUUCCCAGCGAUCCGGGCGGCGUUCUCGACUUCCUGGAAGAGGUUCAUCACAAGCAAGAGGGCAUUGCCGACGCCGGCCCCGUUGUGGUCCAUUGCAGUGCCGGCAUCGGACGCACGGGAACGUUCAUUGUGAUCGAUAUCCUCAUCGACAUCAUCCGAGAGAAAGGCGUGGAUUGCGACAUCGACGUCCCCAAGACCAUCCAAAUGGUCCGCUCCCAACGCUCAGGGAUGGUGCAGACGGAGGCCCAGUAUCGGUUCAUCUACAUGGCGGUGCAGCACUACAUCGAGACGUUACAGCGCCGGAUCGAGGAAGAGCAGAAGAGCAAGCGGAAAGGGCACGAGUACACCAACAUUAAGUACUCGCUCGCGGACCAGGCUGGCGGAGACCAGAGCCCCCUCCCGCCGUGUACGCCCACCCCGACCUGCCCGGAGAUGAGAGAAGAUAAUGCCAUGCGCGUCUACGAGAAUGUUGGCCUGAUGCAGCAGCAGAAGAGCUUCAGAUGAGACAAAAGGAAAGGGCUUCCUUGCGGGGAAAAUUUUGAGAUCCGGUUGUUGUUUUUUUUUCCAAUACGAAAGUGAAGCGGAGCGACUUGGGACGCAUCCCCACGGCGAGUGGACUUUCGACAGCGACGUAGAGCCUCCUUUUAUUUAUGGUGUUUCAAACCCUUCCGUAAUCCGCCGAACUCGAGACCAUCCUUUUUUUGCCGAAAGCUCUUUAUUAUUAUUAUUAUUUUUGGUCUCCGGAACGGCUGGCGUCCAUAAUUCCCAAUAAGCUUUGCUUUCCAUUCUCAGACACAAAGUGCAGACCAAUACUCUUGUUGUACUUGAACGUUUUGAUUUACCCCUGGGUUUCGAGGUUUCCUAACCUUGCUUCAAAUGAGUUCAUGUUUUUUUAAACCUUGCCCUUUAAAGCUCGUUCAGUACGAGAGCUUCGGGGGACAACCUGGUUGUCUCGAUCCAACCGUUGUCCUCCGUUUCUCCCUUGGCUCUGUUUUGCGUGAAUUGGUGAUGACCGCUCCUUAAAUGGAGUCGCUAAAUUUCAAUCCAGCUUCUCGUCCUCAUGGCGGUCCAUGUUUGGACUGUCCCCCCCCCCCCCCCCCCCCCCCCCCCCCCCCCCCGUUGAGGUGUUUUUGGUUGUCCUAGAACUUCCAGUGAUGCGGUUUUUGCACCCGAUUGAAAUUGAAUUUCCUAACAACCUUCCCAGCAAUUGUGGAUAGUGGAGUCAGUUGCGUGUGAGGAAUUCAAAUGAUGUUUUUUACAUUGAUUUAAGGGCUUAGGAGAGGAAGGAGCCACUCGGCAUCCAGGGCCUUCUUUGGGGACGAUUGGGAUGGGACUGGGAGGGUACGUCACUUCCUCUGCCUGUCUGCCGCCUAUAUACACUCUUGUCUUCUUUCGGGACCUGCUGGCAAGCGACCCGGGGGCCUUCUGGGUCGGCGGAAGGGACCUGCGCAUCCUUCUUGGUGCCGGAAGGGCGUUCUUUCCUUGCCUGGCCUGCGGUAGCUGAUACUCCUUUGCCCUCCCUUCCGCCAGACUUUUCUCUCUCAACGCUCUGCCUUUUUUUGAAGUGCCUUCUUCCCCGCCGAGCCAGCGUGGCUCGGUUGGGUCCUUCCUUCCUUGCGGCUUCCACUGCAGAGGUGUCCUGACGCUUUCCGUGGGAUGAUGGAAGCGUUCGAGGCAUCGCUGUCCCUGCAAAAACCUUCCCGUUUGCUUGAGGGCUCUGCGUGUGUCAUAGUCGUCGUACUCGUGUCCUUGGGACAACGCAAUGUUUCUGCAGCUGAUCGGGGCCUUUGUCCAGGAGUUGCGAAUUCCCAUCAACUCACAUCAACAAGAGAGUCUCUGCCGUUGUUGUUCAGUAUGGAAGCUGGCUGCUUCGAUCUCUCUCUUUCUCUAAAAUCACUCUUUACACAGUGCCAUUAGAAUUAGCCAGCGUUCCCUUGCUGCCUGGGAAGGCAAUCCCUAGAGAAGUUGUACCCUGAAGCCUAGAACAUAUAAAACAAGAGGGUUGUGAUUUCCCGUAUUCUGUGACAUUGAUUUGGCCGUGGUUUUGCUUUGUGAGCCGCAGGGAGUCGGAAGGCCUCGGUGAAGGCCUUGCGCUCCCUGGGACUCGCAUUUCCCCAUCGUAUCGUGCAUUGGGAAGCCCUGGCCCUGGUUUACCCACUUGCCUAUCUUGUCCUCGAAGUUGAAUUCUGCCCCUUGGCCUACGUUGUUCCGAAUUGCAGCGUGGAAGGAAGGGAGAUCUGUGGUCUUUGCUGCCCCUUCCUUUGGCUUCCCUUUUCGUUCGUGCGUCUUGUUUUCAACCAUGGAACUCCUGUCUUUGUGUCUUUUGCCUCGUUGCGCGGUGCCGUUGUUGGCCUUCCUUGCACCUCCCGCAUCAUAGAGGGCUUCCGGCACUUGCCGGCACUUCCAUUCGGGAUGGAGCAGCAAUGAGACUUCCGGGUAGGGACAAUGUUGGCCAGAGCAGAAGUGCCUCUGGUUUUUAGCAGUCAACGGUGACCAUGUCAAUAUUGGCCAUGUCAUUCUUUUGGUUGUUUGCCCCGCCAGAGGUGGAAGUGUUGGGCAUCUUGGAGUCCAAAUUCGUAGGGGGUUUGGUGGAAGUGUUCCAAUGGGUUGGGGACGUGCCAAACAGUGCUGCUUCCCGUGGCACAGACUGGGAAAUUGCUUCCAUCAAGGUCCACGUUGCCCCUCGAUCUUUCCAGUACAGGACUGGGGGGGAAGGUAGGUGUUUUGAAGGAAGAGUGUGGUGGUGUUGGGUAGCGGAACUUGGCAUGUUUGUGAGAUGGGGAGAGAGAGGAAGGACCAGGCCGGGUCUGGGUCUUGUCACAGUGCUUUAUAAUAUGCCUUAAAUUGGGGAGCGGGGAGAAGCUCAAGCGAGACUGGUCUUUUACAAAGCCAUCCCUUGCCACCUCUUUCCCCCUCUUCCAAAUUCCCAGUUUGGUGGCUUCCCAAUGGAGGAGACAGAAUGGGAAGGAUAGGAGUUUUUAGCGGAGGGACAAAGGAAGGAAAUGCAGCGAAGGAGGGAACGCUGCCUUCUGCGUUGGCCUGGGUGGGUUUGGUUCCGAUUCAUCGCCUGCGUCCUCUCUGAAAUGUCGAAAUGUGGGGCCACCGGGGAUGUGUGCCGAACUCGGAAGAGCACGUGAUAAAGGAAUGUCCUUUUUGAAACUUGAAACAGAAAUACCCUUCUCGACAAUUGUGCGGGGAAACGGGUGUGAGCGAAAUGCUUGGGCCUUGCUGCAAACCCAAAGCAGACAAGUUCGUGUUCCUUCCUACCUUAAAGCGAUCUCUCGACUUUUGCAUUCUUAUCCCAGGCUGAAUGUCAAUGGCACAAGGAGGCGUCUGUAGUCCGCAGGGAUGUGUGUGUCUUAAAGCCCGGCGUCCGUUCUCUAACCACACUUGCGGACAAAGGAAAGGGAGAGGAGUUGACUUGGCUCCAGGAGCAAGCUCGGUUUUCUUUUUCCGUUGGGGAAAACCUUCUGGAGCUGGGCUUGUGCCAUCCUCUUGGCACUGUAUUUUUCUCCAACGGGAAGGGGCAAAAACGGAGGACCUUUUGCUCACCUUCUCAACCGAGUCGCCACACCAUGCAACUCCGUGAGAAAACCCGAGUCCUUCCGCUUUUGGGCACAACAGGUUUUCGGAAUGACCCCGUGGCUGCUUUGUGCCCACAUCUUCCUCGUUGGGAUGCCCGCUCCAGGGAUUGAUUUGCUCCGAUCCGUGGCAGCUGGCACCUCAGUUAUUUCCCAGUUUCUCACGUCGAAGGAAUGAGGAGAAGCUUGGGCUGCCCAGUGCGUCAUGUCGAGGGCAUGGGUGGCAUCGCUUCCUGAAUGUCUGAUCUAUCCUUCAUUUUUAUUUGUUUUUGAAAAACCUUGACCAAAUCUUCUGUGAUUCCCCCUCUCCUCGGAAACUUGUGUUUUUCAACAAUAGCCAUGAACUUUCCUAGUGGACUGUUAAGGGGAACUUGAGGGCUAGGAACUUGACGCUAUCUUUGAACACGCCGUUCGGGUGGCGAGUUGACGCGUUGCCGUUUUGGCUGGCUUUAACACCGUCCAACGGAUGCAGUUGGACCCCGUUUUCAGAACCGUGGCUCGGUGCUCUCCGAUCCCGGGAGUUGUCAUUGUAUACAAUCUUUCGUCUUCUCUGCCUCACCAAACUACAGCUCCCAGGCAUCAGUGGCAUCCGGUUGAGCCAAACGGCCUUCCUUCGAUAGCGUCGACACAUUCACUGUGUUGGUUUUUCCUCUUCGUUUGGGGUUUUUCCUCCUCCGUUCUCGCCACAUCACUUUGGGCGUAUGUUUCUUAAUUUAUAAUUAAUUUUUUUCCCCUAUCUUUUGGAGAUAAGCUUCCCCGAACCUUUGUUCCUUCUUCCCAGCGACUUAUGAAGAAUCGUCGUAGCCGAGUCCUAUUAAAAGGUGGGGUUCCGAAGCGCAGCCGCCUCCUUUGCAAAGGAAGGCGCCCAAGAUGUCUUGGAUCAUUUUGUGUUUCGUUAUUUUCAAAAAAUGUGAAUAAUGUCUGUGUCCGGGGCCUCUCCGUUCUCUUCGGCUUCUGCGCUGCAAAAGCUUGCGCGGGCAAAGGCCCGUUGGCUCCCAAUGUAAGAGACGGCGCUUGCCCGGCGUCUCUUGGCUUCUGUCCAUAUAUUCUCUUAGCCCUGCUUUCCCCGACCCGGAGGGCUCCCCGUGGGUCAAACUACGUCUCCCAGAAACCCCGGGAGGCGUUGUCGGACCCGUCGAGAGAGCCCGAUCGGGAGGAGAUGGCGACGGUAGACCAUCCUUGCAAUUGUCAGCGUGUGACAUUAAAAGGUUUCAAACAAGCCAACAUAGAUCAUGUAUAGUUAGGAAAGAAAAAAACCACAAUACAAUAAAUCUUUUAGUGAUUGUCUGUUACCAGCCUGUAUUUAUGGAGGUGAAAUGGCUGCAUUGCUGACCAUGCUGUGAUUUCUUUCUUUUUUUUAAAAAAAAAAAAUGGCUCCAAGGCUUAUCCGAGUUAAAAAGCAUUAUUUGUAAAACGUCACGAUGACAAAAAAGGAAUUAAAAAAAAGAUCCAUUUUCUUA
Molecule: messenger RNA, 6507 nt
Organism: Anolis carolinensis (green anole)
Lineage: Eukaryota; Metazoa; Chordata; Lepidosauria; Squamata; Anolidae
Gene: ptpn11
Product: protein tyrosine phosphatase non-receptor type 11
Exons: 16
Coding region: 150-1970 (606 amino acids)
Biological process (GO): protein dephosphorylation; positive regulation of ERK1 and ERK2 cascade
Cellular component (GO): cytoplasm
Molecular function (GO): receptor tyrosine kinase binding; cell adhesion molecule binding; non-membrane spanning protein tyrosine phosphatase activity
Source: RefSeq, a predicted model, not a curated record